This is a messenger RNA of Bactrocera oleae (olive fruit fly), 3202 nucleotides long. RefSeq names its product UDP-glycosyltransferase family 316 member A1 (gene Ugt316A1). NCBI's taxonomy places the organism in Eukaryota, Metazoa, Arthropoda, Insecta, Diptera, Tephritidae. Gene Ontology annotation, molecular function: UDP-glycosyltransferase activity. The record is from RefSeq and is a predicted model, not a curated record.
CGUAUAUUAUAUAAUAAUAAUAUGUUUAUUAAUAACAUAAAAUUAUAUAUUAUAUACGUUCUCUGAAAUCAAUUUUUAACAACCGCUAAAAUCCCUCAAUAUUUUAGUAUAAAUAAGAUGGCUUUUGCACAUAUGUUUUUGACAAUUUGUUGCUUUGGCCAGAUGAUAUACGUUCUCUGCUUUGGCUUUGUUUACAGAACGCUGCUUGUUGCCAAUUUUUGCGUUUAUGUUUUUAUCUAAUUUGCUUUUGUCUCCUUUUUCCAGUGCACAGUGCCGUUUAUAUAUCAUAAAUUCUAAAUUCUUGGAUACAAUGAAUAUAUUAAACCGUAGCAACUGUUAAUUGUAUGUAAAUAAAAAAAAUAAUGACUUGGAGAAAAUAAAAACCAACAUGUUUCUUAAGCGAUAUAAAGUAACCCGAAGUUGCAAAAACUAAUGUACGUCAACAAAACAUACAACUACUUGUUAAACGACAGUAUUUGUUGGAAAUAGUAUAUCCAGCAGGACGAGGUAAUGAAUCCGUAGAACCGGAAUUACAACACCCACAUUUAAGUGGUAUAACACAGCAUCACAGCUAUAGUUUCUUUUAACCUAACAAACAAGUGAGCAAUUUCGCUAAUUUAGAUAUAUCGAUAACUUGAUUGCAAAUAAUUAACAACACCAAGUUAGACAAACUUUGACACAUAACUGUGGCGAUUAGCAGGUACUAAGGUCAAACGGUCAAUAACCCAACGCACUGCUGCGACGUUAAGUAAAGGGCAAUAAUUUAAUUAAUGGCGAAGGUAAUCACUACCGUAGCUUUGCUGUCUAUGCUCGGUGCGCCGUUACACUUUGUGUAUGGCGCAAAUGUGCUUGCUGUGCUGCCAAGCGUUUGGAAGUCGCAUUAUCUCUUUGGUAAACGCUUACUGCAACAAUUGGUGGAAAUACAGUCCAACUAUUCGGUUACAUUGAUAAGUCCACAUGCCGAAGAGUAUCCAGUGCAGCAGAAAAUACGCGAAAUACGCAUUGAUGGUUUACGAGAAAACUGGGAGGAGAUGGGUUUGCCCUUCGAUGUGGAGCAAUCACGGCAACGCUCAAUUCUGGAGCAUUUUACCCGAUUAAUGUAUGCCGGCGCGACUAAUGUUGAUUUGUUACUUGGCGAUGCAAAGGUGCGAAAAUUAGUACGCAGCGGAGAACAGUUCGAUUUGUUUGUGGUUGAUCUUUUUCUCAGCGAUUCGCUAUUAGGCUUAGCGCAUUACUAUCAAAUACCCACCGUUGUAAUAAGUCCCACUGGUGCAAAUACAUGGCUUAAUCAGAUGACCGGAAAUCCACAAAGCUCAGCACUCGAUCCCAGUAUUUUCUUGCCCUACUCGGAGCGCAUGGGUUUAUGGCAGCGUAGCGUAAAUACCCUAAUGGGUCUUUUUGAAAAGUUGACCUAUAACUUUUUUUACAUGAUCUCACAAGAAGCCGUUUACACGAAACACUUUCACGCAUUAUGCCAGCUUGCCAACACCACGUUACCACAUCACCGCGAUCUAACUAAAAACCUUAGCCUUGUUUUAAUAAACUCACAUCCUAUAGUGCAAUAUCCGCGCGCUUACUUGCCAAAUAUGCUGGAGAUUGCUGGCGCACACUUGCGUGGCGCACAAAAGCAAAUCGAACUGCCUACACAUAUUGCCUACUUUAUAGAAUCUGCAGCAAAAGGAACGGUUUACAUAAGUCUUGGAGCUGAUGCGCGAAUUGCAGAUAUAGCGCGUGAAAAACUGGACACUCUCUUGGACGUUAUUACAGAUCUGAAGGACUACAAUUUCCUAAUCAAAUGGGAAGAUCCAAAAUUUUAUACAUCACUACCGAAGAAUGCAAUGAUUGCCGAAUGGUGGCCACAGGAACCCAUUUUAACGCACACCAAUGUAAAAGUAUUCAUUAGCACCUGUGGCCUAAUGAGUAUUAUUGAAUCCAUAAAUGGCCUCACACCGAUGCUUGCCAUACCGAUCGUUCCCGAGCAGGAGGUGAGCGCUAGACGCUUACAGCAGCUGGGCAUCGGGCAAAUGAUCUCCUUCGAUGCAUUUACUUAUGAUGCACUCUCAUUGAAUAUACAAAAGCUGGCGACACAUCGCAACUAUGCUUUGCAAGUAGCUGAAAUGCGGCUCCUGCUGAACUCUACAUACGGCACCCCAAUCGCCAGGAGCAUACAUUAUAUUGAGCUAGUUUUAAAAAGCGCAGGUGGCGGCGAUUUUCUCAAAUCCCAUGCAAAUGAGUUGAACUUUAUGCGUUCUGAAUUAGUAGAUGUGCUGGCCAUAAUUGUUUUGGGCUUAUUUGUGAUUAUAGCAGUGCCAUUUUUAGUUACCUGUUGUAUACUACGAAGUUCGUACAUAAAUCAGACAGCGCUACAAGCUACGGCUGUCGGUGGGCAUCGUGCGACUUUGAAAGUGAUCGGACGCACAAAUUCGUCCAGUGGUGUGGCGGCAGUCAACGAUUCACCGAUUUUACACUGGCAUCGGCGCAGCAGUGCAGUGCAAGCUACUGGUGUUCUCAACCCACCAUCGUCACCAUCUGCUUCGUCUACCACGUCGAGCAUUUCAGCGGUAUCAACUGCCUCGUCAGCUGCAUCUUCGGUAGGUGGUUCGCCACAGGCACGAAACGAUGUGGGUGGCGGUGGUGAUGGCGUCACGAAGCGUGAAAAAUUCGCACGACUAGCGGCCAUGAAGACAUCGCAAAAAACCGAUUAAAACACGUGAUUUACAAUGCAAAAAGUUACUGCGUUCAUGGCCGCAUGCAUUCACACAGACUUAUAUUUAAGUGAGGAAAGUGCUCCGUGCGUUUUAUUAUAUUUAUUUCGCAUUAGUUGGUACUUAAGCAGUGUACACAUUCGUUAAAGGUCACAUAUGCUCGUUGUUGCUGUUAGUCAGAUUUUAACUAACGCUUUUUUUAUUAUACGUAUUAUUUGUAACGCUAAUUUUUAAGUGUUUUAUGUAUAAAGUUCGGUUUAUGUCAUUAUAUUACUAUUAUUUUAAUUUUUACCCUCGCUUUCAAUAUCACAAAUAUAUACAAUUCAAUCGAAAUGUUUAAUUAUGUACGUGCUCGUAUUUACUGUUGUUGCAUAUACAAUUAAUUUAAGAUAAUUAAAUACAUAUGUAUGUAUAUCUCCAAGUUCGCAAAGUUUGUGUUAAAUUACCCAAAAAAUAAUCGAUCAAAAAAAAUGAUCAUAAAUAAAUUUGAUGUUAAA